UCUCUACUUAUGUGGGGACGCUUCAGUGAGAAGGCGCCGAGGAGGGUGGAAGCAAUCAUGCAGUGGUUUUCGCGGUCGCAAGCUGGGCCGGCCACGGAGAACGACAUCUGCGCCGCCGUCGGCGACAACUCCGGGACGAGCAAGGCGAUACGCUGGCUGCUGAAGCAGGAGGGUGGCUUGCGGCGUGCAGGCAUUGGCGGCCUCUUGGAUCCGUAUGUUUAUAUGAAAUGGGUCAAAUGGUAUGUGGACGUUGUCGUUAGCUUCUUGCAUAUCCCAGGGGUGUUGUUCAUGUUCAGUGUUUUGGUUGUUGGACAAUAAACCUUGUAUUGGAAGGUACGUGCUAUUUCUAUGUUAAACAUUGUCUCUCCUUAUUCUAUUGGUACAUUAUUCGCAAUUGUUGUCUUUGAAAUAACUUCAUUACCAACCAUCUUAUUUCUUAGUCCCUCUAAUCCCCAAUAUAAAUCCAUUUAAGCUCAUGUGUGGGAGUUAGGUGCAUGCCAGAUGCCAAAUUGCCCAUCAAUCAUUGACAGAAUUAAUGUGGCAUGUGGUCAGCAUCGUUACUUCCAUUGAUUAGUGGCAUGUAAAUAGAAGUAAAACAGGGAAAAUUGAGUAAAAAAGAUUCCAUGAACUAGGGAUGGAGUUAUAUUUAGUAGACUGAAGAAGGCUUAGAUGAACUUGGAGGAAUUCUGCUGUAAUUAUUUAACUUUAUUUUUUGUCUCAAAAAUUUCGUUGCCAUAUAUAUCAUUGUCUAAGUUUUACAGAUGUAGUUUGAUUUUCCAAGUAUAUCAGCAUAAACUUGGUUAGCGGAGAAUUCUUAUCCUUUACUUUAAGUUGCAUUAUACAUUCCCUUUGAAAUUUUUUACACAACAUUUUUGCCUGAUAUUUUUUCUGCUAAAAAAUUAUAUUAACUUGCUCUCAUAGGCUUAUUAAUGCUUCCAUAGCUUUUUACAAACUCACGUUAAAGUUAUCUAUGCGCUUUCUUAUCAUUCAAAUAUUGUUGUUACCUUUUUUUUCCCUUCCUUGCCAGCACAUCAAGUUGGUAAGUUGUAUUGUGGACCGUGUGAUACA
Setaria italica (foxtail millet) is the source of this 1068-nucleotide messenger RNA. RefSeq lists its product as uncharacterized. The transcript is spliced from 3 exons. Lineage: Eukaryota; Viridiplantae; Streptophyta; Magnoliopsida; Poales; Poaceae. The record is from RefSeq and is a predicted model, not a curated record. The coding region runs from base 10 to 318 and encodes 102 amino acids.